CGUCGACUCGCUGGUAUCCGACUUCGUAUCCGCAACCAGGCUGGGCAAAUCCUCCUCCUCCUCCAGCAUCGUCCCCUCCUCCAACGGUGUCUUGGCUGCUGGCCGCUGCAACUGAGGCCAUGCCAUCUCUUCCAGCUUGGUCGGUGGGGGACAGAGCAAGUCUCGGCCGCCCAAGACACCCUUCGCUGCCUCCGCGUACGCUAUGGGAUUGUGUGCUUCCCUCUUCGCAGGUUCAUCCAGCGACGCAACGACCUCCGGCUGGCGCGUCCACACACAGCGCAAGCCUGCGCGAGAGCAUUGCGUGCAAUCGCGGCGUCCCUUGAACGUGCACUUCCCUGUCUUCUUGUCCGCGCAGCGGUCGCACGUAGGCUUCGCAAACGUGGUGGUGGACCGGUACAUGGGCUGAGUGGGACGAGGUGGAUGAAGAGGGAUGGGCAUAUAUGCAGUCAUAUACUGCUUAUGAACACAAAGCGCAGAGUCCUGUGGACACGAGCUUGGAGGCUAACAAUAGCACGCGCUGUUGUUUUGGGAGUCAGGCGACAUGGAGUGCGGGCGGUGGCAGGUCAAUGCGUGAUGGUCAUCCAAAUCCUCUCCCGUUUCGCUGAGUGCUCUUGGCCGCUUGGGCCCUUCCUGUUAUUGUCUCCCACAACAAUCCCAAAGAGCUGGCGAUGGCAAUGGUUCCGUAGGGCAAUAUAAGAGAAGGCGCAGCAAUCACCGGCAGGACUAACAAGCUCAUCCCCGCCCACCCAUAUCCCACUCAGCGCCUCGCUGCACCAAUGCAUCCUAUUCUGAUCUCCGCAAGACGUAAGUGCGACCGCUGCAUCGCCGAGCGCGUCGCCCGGUGUUCCGCCAGCGGCCGCAACCAGUGCAAGCGCUGCGCUCGUUCCAGCGCCCCGUGCACCUUCGAGUCGCAAGCCGAGCUUGAGCGCCAUCUCAACUUCGAGGGCGUCGAGCUCCCCCCGUCUGCUCUGCGCGCAGAGGACGACGAUGUGCUAUCCUCACCGGACAGCCCAGAAGCUCCAUACAAUGACGAGCGUGACUCGGGGAAUGAUUCGCAGUCGGAGCUGGCCGGUCCAGCAGGUUUGAACUCUGCCGAGGAUACGGAUACUGGCGGCAGGGCGGAGCCAGAGACCGUGUCUUCGUCGGAAUGGCGUGGAUUGCGGCGGAGUUGCGUGGGAAGUGCAGGACCACGGCGGCUGGAAGUCGGUAUAGCGAUCAUCCAUAUCAGGUACCGGGAUGAUGUGUAGCUCGACGGCGUACUGUGAAAUGCAAAAGUGUGGCUCGUUUUUAGGUUGAUAAUCGCAGAUACUUUGAAGCUACGGGCAAACACCAAUCGAAAGAGGUUGAGUAGAACAUAGGAACCGUGUACAUUAGCGAUGAAAGUCAUAUUUUC
Messenger RNA from Mycena citricolor, 1393 nucleotides. The record is from the annotation of a GenBank genome assembly. Lineage: Eukaryota; Fungi; Basidiomycota; Agaricomycetes; Agaricales; Mycenaceae.